This is a messenger RNA of Aspergillus tubingensis, 2274 nucleotides long. RefSeq names its product TPR domain protein. The coding region runs from base 1 to 2274 and encodes 757 amino acids. The record is from RefSeq and is a predicted model, not a curated record. Gene Ontology annotation, molecular function: protein binding. The transcript has 3 exons. Lineage: Eukaryota; Fungi; Ascomycota; Eurotiomycetes; Eurotiales; Aspergillaceae.
AUGGAAUGCCAUGACCCCUCACGCGUUCCUAAAUACAUGAAAUACCUGGAGGAACAGAGGGAAAUCCUAAAGUAUGCCAAAUCUCGCAGGGGCCAGCCAGUCGAACUGACAAAGUCCCGCGACGAGAUAAUAAACCAGUUUAUUUAUCGCUACUUGACGGAGACUACUACACCGGUGGACAAGAAUGCGAUUCGCACCUCAUUUAUCCCUCCUGCAUACCCACCCUCUAUUGCGGCUCUGGGAGAUUUGAAGAAGAUUCUCAUCAAGGAUCUCACCAUCGAGACUCAUCAUCGCGGCUGUUACAUCCUCUUGAGAGCAGUCACUCCUUCGUUUAGGAAGACAGGAAUUGUGACCGUUGUGGAAGAUGAGGGAGGAGACGUUCUUGCAUUGCAGCUGUAUAACCAGGAUAGGGAUCUCGUAACAGAUGGGCGGCUUGUCGAUGGAAUUAUCAUGCUUGUAAAGGAGCCUUAUCUGAAAGUCAUGGGCGAUGGAGAUUGUGGACUGCGGGUCGACCAUCUUUCUGAUUUCAAGUUCAUCCUGGAGGAUGACUCCUUGGUGCCCUCAAUCUGGAGAGAUGAGUCAGAAAAUGGUUUCUCUGCUAACUCCUGGAAAACAACGGGCAAUGAUCUCUACAAUGAGAAGGACUAUCAUCUUGCUAUAAACUGUUAUUCCAAGGCUCUGAAUUGUUCCACAACUCCCCAGGAAGAGCUUACCGUAAGGCUUAAUCGUGCUCAGGCAUUCCUCAAAACCCAUCAGUUCGACGCGGCCCUGCGCGAUGUCGAGCACAUCCUAUCCAAGGAUAGAUCUGCUGAGAAAGCAUUGUUCCGUAAAGCUCAGGCCCUUUACUAUCUUCAGAGAUUUCGAGAGUGCUGUGAUGUUUACGUAGAUCUUUGCAAGGCCUAUCCAAACAAUGCCACCGCUAAAAGCGAGUUUGCACGGGCUGCAGCGCGACUCACAGAGCAGCAGACUGGCAAGUAUCCAUUCAAAGAAAUGCAGGAGGCAACAAAACUCAAACCCCCACAUUUGGACCACGCAACGUAUGUUGGCCCUGUUGAGGUGAGGCCCUCUACCCAUGGACGUGGUUUGUUUACAACACAGGCGGUCCGUGCCGGUGACCUACUUCUUUGUGAAAAGGCCUUUGCGUAUGCUUUCCAUGAAGAGGGUGAUAUGACCAACGUUUCAAUAUUGGUGUACGCCGAUACAGACAGUAUGAAAGUAGGUACCCAAGCCGAACUGAAUAGUCUCAUCGUACGAAAGCUGCACAACAACCCAUCGUUCAUUCCGACAUUUAAUGAUCUGUACCAUGGCUCAUAUACUUCUGUGGGUGUCUCUGAGGUGGACGGUUCACCCGUCGUUGAUACUUAUCUGGCUGAGCGAGUAAUGUCACUUAAUGGUUUUGGCUGCUCAGUCACCUCACGUACAGCCCACAUAUGCAGAAUUAAUGCAGACAAUGGGGAUCUUGACACCGAUAAUGAACGAUUUGAUUCCAGUGGAAUCUGGCGUCUCGCAUCUUACGUAAAUCACUGCUGUUAUCCGAACUCAUACCGUGCAUUCAUCGGAGAUAUGAUGGUACUUCGCGCUACACAGGAUCUUCCCGCAAACACAGAGCUCAAAUUCUUUUAUCGAACACCCGUGGAUGACGGUACAGCAGAAAACGUAUAUCAGCAAUAUUGGGGAUUCGAGUGUGACUGCGCUAUUUGUCAUGAUGUGCGCGAAACAGGGGAAGCUGGUUUGGCGAAGCGACGAGAACUCAUGGCUGCUUCGGACUCGUCCAUGAAUUACAUAGCUAACGCCUACAAAUCCUCGUUCAGUCUUCAAGAGCAGACUGCUGCAAUCACCAUGACAGAAGCCGCUAUUGCUAUGAUUGAGCAAACGUAUCGGCGAUCACCUUUGGAAGUGCCUCGUCUUGGGACCUGUAAAACAGGACUGUUUUUGGCAGAAGUGCAUGCUACCCAUGGUCGUUGGCGGAAAGCUAUUGGAUAUGCUAUCAGAACGCUGGAAUCCCUCGGCUACGUGAUUGAAGGCUGGCAAACUCCGUAUAAAAAAGGUAGGCAGUUGCGUGUCACGCAAUGGGGACUGGCAAUGGACGUGCUUGUUCGGUGUUGGAUGAUCCUUUGCUGCACUUAUGGCGAGGUGGCACCUGAGCUUGCUGACCACGCUGAAUAUUACGCUAGAAUGACGUACAAAAUAUGCAUUGGUGAGGACGAGACAUUUGGGGAUACCUAUAAUCGGUACUGCGGCCGAGUCGAUGGAAUGGUCGUGCACAGCAGUUGA